AUGGACAACGAACAAUCUGCGAUACAAUUGAAUGACUCCGGACUCCAUCGCCUGCUGGACCACAAGUUCGCAGAAGCAGCAGGCUUCUUUCGAGACGCUGUUUGUGUCACAAAGGCAAUCUUGAUUCACCAACAAGAUGGUUCAUCAUGUCUUCGGACAAGGCUUGAUCUGCAACUGGACUUUCUCGGUCUGGAGUGCUACCAGAAAACUUCGACACACGAGAAGUUUCGCAAUAUAAACGGAACCGAUGACAACAUGCUAUGCAAGACCGCCCUCAGCAUAUGCAGAAAAGAUGCUAACUCUGCGGCUGAAGGGCUUUGGACCAGAUCAUUUCAUGAUGCCACUAUUGCCGCCUCCGUUACUUACAAUCUUGCCAUAGCAACUCAUCUGUGGGCGCUUCACGAAGGGUCCAUCGAAAAACUACGACUGGCAUUGUACUACUAUGAAAUCGCGUACGGACUGCAAAUCCAAGAAGAAACUACGGAGUCGAGUAUACACUCGGUUUUGUCUAUAUUGAACAACGUGGCAAACAUCUACCUCGUUCUAGGAGAUCAUGGGAUAUCCAAGCUAUUUCUAGAGGAGCUCAUGGCAAUUUUGCCGCAUGUUCGACACUCGUAUCACUCGAUGAGUGGUGUCAAGAAUCAGGGUAUUUGCUGGGAAAACAUUUUGCGCUUGAUGAUGGGGCCUCCGAGUGCCGCCAACGCAGCAUGA
Cylindrotheca closterium is the source of this 711-nucleotide messenger RNA. The record is from the annotation of a GenBank genome assembly. Lineage: Eukaryota; Bacillariophyta; Bacillariophyceae; Bacillariales; Bacillariaceae.